AGGGGAGUAGGCGAUGGCAGGAGGAGGAGGGGGGGGGGAUACCUGCAGUGAGAGGUAGGAGCGCAGCUAGAUGGCAGCAGGAAAGAAGAUGAUGCUGGUGGAUUCAAGCGCCCAACAGCAAGGACACCAUCGAGGUCGACGAUUGGUGCCGGCACGUGGUUCAAAGGAUUUGUGCUCUGUUGUUGCCUCAGCUUUCAUUUUCUUGCUUUUCUUCAUCUCCUCCGACGGAGAGCCAUUCAACGUGGAUCAAGAAGAGAUCCCUGAUGCGGUCCUGGAAUCAUUGUCAGCUCAACAUCCGGCCAUGAGGGAGUUGCUGCAGGCGUCAACCGUCAUGCCCGAAACUUCCUCCCUGGGGACGUCCAACUACACUUGCGUUGCUCGACAUGAGUACAUUGCAAUGGCAACGGACCCAUAUCUUAGCGCAGCCUCCAACCAGUACACUGAUGGAACAUUUUUUUGUGAUGGGUACGUGGACUAUGCAGCUGCAUGCGACCUUGCCAGACCAAACAAAUCAUGCAACAACAAAUACGCAAAGAAGAUUUACUCGAACCUCGUCAGGGCUUUAGAUGUCUACAGCUGCAAAUCGUACAGCAACAUCUGGACCUGCAGUGAUUGUAAAGCAGCGUUCAAACGAUGGCUAUGCUCUCAGAUCUACAAGAAGUUCGUUAUUCCAGAUACGACCCUCUUCGAAGAAGGAAAUGUUUCCUUGCCAUCGUAUGCUUGCACAUGCCCGUGGCCUCCCCUCAAUCAGACAGCAGAACAGACAGCCAAGGACUUUGCAAGCAAACCAUACUGUCUGUUGAUUUGCGCUGGGUUGCCGCGUAAUUGCACCGCCCCUCCAGGACAAGCCGUUCCCUCAUGUCCCACCCCAGCUUGCGGUGCCAAAGGUACCGCUGAUGACCCGGGAAGAUGCACAGCAUCGGUGUACCUAGAUUCGCAAUCGGCCUCCAGCUUUGAUGACUUCUAUGUCGGCUCAAAAGUCGAAAUCACGAGCACCAAUAUGAAAGGGUACUGGAUGCUGAUAGACAAAUACGACGGUUUCUCCAAGUUAGCCAUGGGGACUCAAUGGAAUGCUCCGUAUGGGACGACGAUGCCCAAUCCACCUCCAGUUCCAGCACAGGGCAACACAUAUCGAAUAUAUCUAACGAAGAAACAACAAGGUUUCUGUAGAUCGACUGUGGAUCCAUCGAAGCGGUUGGGGCCUCCAUGUGAACAAAUGCAACAAUUCCUUCCUGACCAGACUAUUUCCACGGGAUGGCCUGCGAUCCCUUACCUGAUGGUCAACGGUGUCAAGACCUGUCUCGAUGGCUCACCCUUCACUGCCACGGGAUGUGGGAGUCCAGCAACUGCUCAAAUCCCUCCCAAAUAUUACAGCUACCCAAUGCCUGGUCUCAGCUACGGCGGAAUCAGGUCCGGGUACUACUUGAAAAAUCUGGGCAAUGCGCAGAACUGGAUGGCCUACCACUUGGCCGCUGGGACAGGCACACUGAACUACAGCUGUGUUGGUUUGUCGGGGUCAACUCUUUCGGAGGCAAUCGUAGCAACCAAGAAGAAUGUGACUGUUCCUGCUACUCUCGCUGUUCCUGCCAGCAAAGAGUCAGGAUGCACUACGGACUUUCUGCCGAUCUCGGAUAAGGCACAGGAUGAUUGUGCCCUCAAGACUUGUAAUGCAGUGUGCCUGGACGUCAGUAGACGAUGUCCGUACGCUCUUGAGUUUCGCUGUCCGUCGCUGGGAGAUUACCGUGAAUAUGAUUUCACUGAGUGCAAUAUGAUGGUCCCGCACGGUUGCAUGAUCCAAGUACAAGAGGUGUCGGGCAGCAUCAAAUGUUCCAGCCUGAACCCGCAGGGAUACGGACCUGAAGACACUAACCCUUUGGGAGGGAAAGAGCAAAACCGGCUCCUGUUCAACGGCAUUUUCGGCCUGCCGCCUUCGCCGAACUGCAGCGGUCUCAAUGGGCUGUCGAUCGAUGCUGGGAUCGGCCCGAGUACCGGACUGCCAGUCAAUCCUCCGAUCAACGGGCCGGCGUCAAAGAAGAAUUCUACUUUUCCCUACGACAUCUGGUGCAAGGGUGCUAGUGAUUCAACUCUUGCUCUCUCAGCGGCAGACGUUGGGUGCAGGGUGAUCAUGUACAAAGGACAGUUCGAGCAGAACUGCUAUGUUCAAGGCGCGUAAUACCCAAUAGGUAAAUUGGCACUAGCGUUACUAGCAAUGAAAGCAUCGAAAAG
Messenger RNA from Guillardia theta CCMP2712, 2226 nucleotides. RefSeq lists its product as hypothetical. Bases 71 to 2173 code for a protein of 700 amino acids. The transcript is spliced from 26 exons. Gene Ontology annotation, cellular component: plasma membrane. Gene Ontology annotation, biological process: calcium ion import across plasma membrane. Gene Ontology annotation, molecular function: stretch-activated, monoatomic cation-selective, calcium channel activity. The record is from RefSeq and is a predicted model, not a curated record. Lineage: Eukaryota; Cryptophyceae; Pyrenomonadales; Geminigeraceae.